Alnus glutinosa is the source of this 2125-nucleotide messenger RNA. RefSeq names its product transcriptional adapter ADA2-like. NCBI's taxonomy places the organism in Eukaryota, Viridiplantae, Streptophyta, Magnoliopsida, Fagales, Betulaceae. Gene Ontology annotation, cellular component: nucleus. The coding region runs from base 339 to 1925 and encodes 528 amino acids. Gene Ontology annotation, molecular function: protein binding; transcription coactivator activity; chromatin binding. The transcript is spliced from 13 exons. Gene Ontology annotation, biological process: regulation of transcription by RNA polymerase II; chromatin remodeling. The record is from RefSeq and is a predicted model, not a curated record.
UCUAAGUUCCUUCCAUCUAAAGAGUUGCUUCAUGUUUAUACAUGAUGUGCAAGGAAUGGCCCGACAUAAUGGAAGCUGAUAACGCCCAUUUGAAGGGCCCUAGAAAUUGGUUUAUGGGGGUUUUUGGUUCACGAGGUGUUUUGUUGCGGCUUUAUGUCCUCAGACUCUUGGCUCGGCAGGGCCUCCGUCUGGACGAGGUCGAAACACCACGGAAAUGUCUUCAAGUUUGGGCCGUUUCAACAAUUACAAACUCUGGGGGAUGCAUGUAAUUUCCCCAAUUUAAUUUUAGGUUAACUGUGAGAAUUUUUCUUCUCUUUCAAGAUAGGUGAAUCGGAGCGAUGGGUCGGUCUCGAGCGCUGUCGCAUACUGUGGAAGACGAUCCAAACCAAAGGUCCAAGAGAAAGAGGACAGCUUCCGGUGUGGAAAUUAUAGGGACUACACCUACAGAGUGCUUUUCUUUCGGAGCUGAGGUUACACCGCACAAGAGCAAUCAUCCUUACAGGGUUAUGGACAAUCUCUCUUUCCCACUUAUGUGUCCAGACUGGAAUGCAGAUGAAGAGACAUUACUUCUGGAGGGCAUUGAAAUGUAUGGAUUUGGUAACUGGACCGAAGUUGCUGAACAUGUUGGAACAAAAAGCAAAGCACAAUGUAUUGACCACUAUAAUGCUGUAUACAUAAGCUCUCCAUGCUUUCCUUUGCCGGACAUGUCGCAUGUUAUGGGAAAGAGCAGGGAGGAGCUCCUUGCUAUGGUCGAAGGGCCUGGUGAAGUCAAGAAAGAAAUUCCUAAGAUUGGGGAGCUUACUCUGAAAGAAGAAUCUCCAUUCUCAGCAAGAGUCAGAUAUGACGAAUUGAAAAAAGGUCAGCCUUGUCAUUCCUCAUCUAGCUUUACACCAGAUGUAGGCACAGGUUUGGGUUCAAGCAGUGGUGACACAUUCUCAGAUGCGGUAAAGAAGGCCUCCAACAAAGCCCAGAUCAAGGAUGGCACUAGUGUGCAAGAACUUCAGUCGGACAGGAGCAUUGGAGAGAAAAAGCCUAGGGUUCCAGGGGAUGAGGGACCUUCUAUGACAGAGUUGAGUGGUUAUAAUUUCAAGAGGCAGGAGUUUGAGAUUGAAUAUGAUAAUGAUGCAGAACUGUUACUGGCAGAUAUGGAAUUCAAGGAUACUGACUUUGAUGCUGAGCAUGAAUUGAAGUUGAAAGUGCUGCGUAUCUACUCAAAGAGGCUUGAUGAGAGAAAACGCAGGAAGGAUUUCAUAUUGGAAAGAAAUUUACUUUACCCUGACCCUUUUGAGAAGAGCCUCUCACCUGAAGAGAGGGAGAUAUGUCAGCGUUACAGGGUCUUAAUGCGGUUCCACUUGAAAGAAGAGCACGAUGAGUUACUUAAGAAUAUUAUUGAGGAACAACGUAUAGUCAAAAGAAUACAAGAUCUUCAGGAAGCUCGAGCUGCUGGCUGCUGUACAGCUACUGAGGCAAAUAGAUUUCUUGAACAGAAGAGGAAGAAGGAAGCUGAAGAAAGUGAACAUGGAGUUAAAGAAAGUUCUCAGUGUCCGAAUGGUAAAGUCUUGCAAAGGCAAAAUCAUCUCAAAGGAGAAUUUGAUGCCAGCCCUCAGGGAUUUGUCAAGGGCUCCACAGGUCUACAACCCAGUACCAGGGAUUCAUCUUCAGCAUUGCAAGCUAUUUCAAGCUGUGUAGACGAGUGGGACAUCACUGGAUUUGUUGGGGUCGAUUUACUCUCUGAAACUGAGAAACAGCUUUGUGGUGAGAUCAGAAUACUACCUUCACAUUAUCUCAACAUGCUGGAGGUCAUAUCAGUAGAAAUUUUGAAGGGCAAUGUCACCAAGAAGUCCGAUGCCCAUAGCCUGUUCAAGUUAGAACCGAGUAAAGUUGAUGAAGUGUAUGAUAUGCUUGUGAAAAAGGGAGUUGCUUAAGCAUGAUGACAUUUACCAUUUUCGUCUGUGUAUAGAAAUUGUACAGUUUCUAUUUGUUAAAGCUAAUGUACCGACGUAGAAAAAAAGAAGCAAAUAUAUCAAUUUUUAUUAUACAACUUUGGAUAUCUUUUACUCUACGCAAUGUUGUAACGAGGAACUGGUUGUAGUGUAGUAACUUUUACCCUGGGCAUUAUUUAUCC